CCAAUCGGAUUUUAGGGCAAAUCCGAUGGAACUGCAAGCGUAUUCUGCAGUUUGGAGCUCAACAUUGGCACCCAUAUGGCGCCUGAUCAAAUGGCGAACGUACCUGGACCGUUGAUUUGGGAGAUAGUGAAGAAGAAUAACUCGUUUCUUGUGAAGGAGUUUGGAAAUGGAACUGCAAAAGUACAGUUCAGUAAAGAGACUAACAACCUCUGCAAUGUUCACUCCUUCAAGCACUCCGGACUAGCAAACCGCAAGACAGUUACAAUUCAGCCCGGAGGUAAAGAUCUGUCUGUGGUACUUGCAACUUCAAAAACAAAGAAACAAAACAAUCCCUCAAUUUCACUUCAGAAGUCAGUAAUGAAGAAGGAGUUCCCUCGAAUGGCAAAAGCUGUUGUGAAUCAGGUUUCAGAUAAUUAUUACAGGGUUGAUCUAAAGAAGGCAGCUCUUGCAAGGUUGAGUGCUGUGCACAGGAGCCUCAAGGUUGCCAAAUCUGGUGUGAAGAAGAGGAACAGGCAGGCUGUCUAAUUCCACGCUUGAAAGUGAGACGCUUGAGGAUGGAAGAGGACUAUUUUGAACUUUAGUCCUUUUUUUGACAUUCUCGAUGGUUCUAGUCUUUUAAAAAAAAAAAAUUCAAUGUAUUGCAAAGAAAUUUUUCCUAGAUUCCAAUCUAUAAAAUAUUAAAUAAUUCUCUACGUUCUGCCAUU
This is a messenger RNA of Vitis riparia (riverbank grape), 704 nucleotides long. RefSeq names its product 60S ribosomal protein L28-1-like. The record is from RefSeq and is a predicted model, not a curated record. Gene Ontology annotation, molecular function: structural constituent of ribosome. Gene Ontology annotation, cellular component: cytosolic large ribosomal subunit; ribosome. Gene Ontology annotation, biological process: translation. The transcript has 4 exons. Lineage: Eukaryota; Viridiplantae; Streptophyta; Magnoliopsida; Vitales; Vitaceae. The coding region runs from base 76 to 525 and encodes 149 amino acids.